Messenger RNA from Camellia sinensis, 2354 nucleotides. Its product is annotated as putative pectin methyltransferase QUA3. NCBI's taxonomy places the organism in Eukaryota, Viridiplantae, Streptophyta, Magnoliopsida, Ericales, Theaceae. The record is from RefSeq and is a predicted model, not a curated record. Gene Ontology annotation, cellular component: endosome; cytoplasm; trans-Golgi network. Gene Ontology annotation, molecular function: S-adenosylmethionine-dependent methyltransferase activity.
UUACCGAGUUCCUUCUCUCUCUCCUCCUUCUAGUCAACUCUCUCAAAACAAGAGCCAAAGAGUCGUCCGACCUUCAACCCCAACAACCCCCACCCCACUUCACUCCUUCCCCAAUAUACACCAAAACAAAAACACAAACACAAACGCGAACACUCGAACACGAACGAUGUCUAUAUUAUAUGAUCAGAUCUUGAAUUUGUGACAAUUAAAGCUGAGAUAUGGGCCACCUAAACCUCCCCUCCUCCAAGCGCAACAACCCCAGGCAGUGGCGCCUCCUCGAUCUCAUCACUGCCUCCUUCUUCGCUGCCGUCCUCCUCUUCUUCCUCCUCGUUUUCACUCCUCUCGGCGACUCCCUCGCCGCUUCGGGCCGCCAGUCCCUCCUCCGCUCCACGGCGGAUCCGCGGCAGCGCCACCGCCUGGUUGAGCUUGUGGAGUCUGGCCUCCAGCAGACCAUCGAGUCUUGCCCUGCCGAUGCUGUUGAUCACAUGCCGUGUGAGGAUCCGAGGCUGAACAGUCAGCUCAGUAGAGACAUGAAUUUUUAUAGAGAAAGGCAUUGUCCGCCGCCCGACCAGACGCCUCUGUGCUUGAUUCCGCCGCCCCAAGGGUACCGUCUUCCGGUCCACUGGCCAGAAAGCUUGCACAAGAUAUGGCAUAGCAACAUGCCACACAAUAAGAUAGCUGACAGGAAAGGCCAUCAAGGAUGGAUGAAAAAGGAAGGCCCGUACUUCAUUUUUCCUGGCGGUGGCACAAUGUUCCCAGAUGGAGCCGAACAAUAUAUUGAGAAACUUAAACAGUAUAUUCCUAUAGCUGGUGGAGAUCUAAGGACAGCUCUUGAUAUGGGAUGUGGGGUUGCUAGUUUUGGUGGAUACCUCCUAGCUGAAGACAUUUUAACCCUCUCCUUUGCUCCAAGAGAUUCACACAAAGCACAAAUACAAUUUGCAUUGGAAAGAGGAAUACCAGCAUUUGUUGCCAUGCUUGGUACUCGCAGACUUCCAUUUCCCGCUUCCUCAUUUGACUUGGUGCACUGCUCUCGAUGUUUGAUCCCUUUUACAGCAUAUAAUGCAACAUAUUUUAUCGAAGUUGAUAGGUUACUUCGCCCAGGAGGGUACAUAGUCAUUUCUGGCCCCCCUGUACAGUGGCCUAAACAAGAUAAGGAAUGGGCAGAUCUCCAGGCAGUGGCUAGAGCAUUGUGUUAUGAGCUGAUUGCUGUAGAUGGGAACACUGUCAUCUGGAAAAAGCCUAAUGGGGAUUCAUGUCUCCCAAAUCAAAAUGAAUUUGGGCUUGAAUUGUGUGAUGAAUCUGAUGACCCAAAUCAUGCAUGGUACUUCAAGUUAAAGAAAUGUGUUAGCAGGAAAUUAUCUGUUAAAGGAGAAUAUGCUGUUGGGAUGAUUCCAAAGUGGCCAAAGAGGCUAACGAAAGCUCCUUCCAGGACCGAACUCAUGAAAAAUGGAAUUGAUCUGUUUGAAGCUGAUACUCGACGGUGGGCAAGGAGAGUUGCUUAUUAUAAAACUUCUUUGAACUUGAAGCUGGGAACUCCAGCUAUACGAAAUGUCAUGGACAUGAAUGCAUUUUUUGGAGGUUUUGCUGCUGCGCUAUUAUCUGAUCCUGUGUGGGUAAUGAAUGUUAUUCCCGCUCGCAAGCCUUCAACGCUUGGUGUCAUUUAUGACAGAGGCCUUAUUGGAGUUUACCAUGAUUGGUGCGAGCCUUUCUCAACAUAUCCUAGGAGUUAUGAUCUCAUCCAUGUAGCUUCCAUUGAGUCGCUUACAAGAGAUCCCGGCUCUGGAAAGAGCAGGUGUAACCUUGUGGAUUUGAUGGUGGAGAUUGAUCGAAUGCUACAUCCAGAAGGGAUGGUUGUGAUUCGAGAUUCCCCUGAAGUGAUCGACAAAGUAGAACAUAUUGCUCACGCUGUCAGAUGGACUGCCACCAUACAUGAGAAGGAACCCGAAUCGCAUGGGAGGGAGAAAAUACUCGUAGCAACGAAAAGUUUUUGGCAGUUGCCUUCAUCAUCCCGCUGAUGCGUCUUUUUCUUUGUUGUAAUGUAAGUAUGAUUUUAAUUUUUUUCCCCUUAUUUAAAGCUAAUAUGUCAUUAUGUGCAUCAAAUGAUGUAGCUUUAAUCUCAUUUAGUUCGAUCUUACGUCAAGGGGUAGUCAUGAUAGAAUACUCUUGCCAGUGGCAAUUAUAAUCUUAUUUAUUUUUUAGGGUCAAUUGUAAGAUAUCAUUUAGAAAAAUAAAAAAAAAAAAAAAAAAAAAAUUCUAUGUUGAACAAGUUUCAACUUAGGAAGAUAGAUAGAUUUCAUGAUGUGUAAUAGCUAAGGAACUGCAAUGUAUUAUGAUAAACUUUAUUUUCCAUUACA